UAAGUAGUGCAUCCAGUUGUUGGUUGGUUGUAUAUGAUCCUGCUUAUCUCUUAUCAGUCAUUCCAAAAAGACAGUCAGUUGAGGCAGAAUUUAUCGUCGGUGAGACGUUCUAUUAUGAAUAAAGUCAAGGAAAAUUGCAUCAAUCAAGUUCCCUGUGAAUAAACUUGCUGACUCGCUGACUGUGAUCUUCAACUUCCUCAUUGUAUUCGCUUACUAUUUGAGCUCACACGAUGUUUCCCAGAACUUUCCUCACAAUGGGUAUUUUAUCGUUGUUCCACGCCGCAUAUUCUGCUGUACAACAUCGAUCCUACUUGCGUAUCACUGCACAAGAAUUCACAACUUUGCCACUAGAUAUUUUGUUACAGGCGAUCAUUAGUAUGUUCCUUACAAUGUAUGGUAUUUUGCAAAUAGCUGGAGACUUCAAAGAAAUCCGAGCCACUGUGGAUCUGGAAAGUAAAUCCUGGGAAACUUUACGGAAUAUCCCUUCUUUCUAUACAGUUAAUCACCGUGGCAGAGCGUUAUCUCCGGAAUUUGAUCCUGCGUCACUAAAAUCACAAACUCAAAGUUUGUCAAUGGUUUCCAGUGAUGCAGUAUACUCAUAAUGUUCCAGAAAGUAUUUUAUACUUGACUGUAAAUUAUAUUCCUCACCUCUCAAUUCUGCUUUUGUUUUCAAAAAUGUUUAUUUCUCUCAUACUCAAAACUUAAUGGAAAAAAUCCUUCGUAAAAGGUAAUGACAAAGAAAGGCCUCACAUUCACUGGGAACAAUGCUCAGUGAAUUUAAGAUACACAGGAAGAAGGAACCUCAGACUAUAAUUUUUAUAGCAAAACGGCAUUAACUUAAUGUUCUUGACUAAGUUUUGAAUCUCAUACCUCAACAUGCAGGAACAGUGCUGGAACUAUUCACUCCCUGUUCAAGAUUCUAAAUCUGAGGAGGGUGUUAAAUGCAAUUUCUUGUUAUUACAUUUUACAUUGUUGUAGAUAGUGUUUUCUCCAUUUUAAGUUUUUAUGAGACUGUGUCAAAAAUUUUAAAAAUAUUUCUAUCCAAUUUUUAGGAAAAUAUCUACAGAUGUUUAUAAAAUUUCCUUAAUGCUUAAGACUUUAAUCACCCACACUUUUUGACAAAUUUUCUCAAAAGAGCGAGACCAAUCUGCAGAAGUCAGUCGAGUUUUCCUAUGGACAGUUUUGAAACCCUAUCACUCAUUGAUGGCGAUAGAGAUAGCGUGAAGCAGCAAGGCGUUCUCUGAGAGAACAUCUCUUGGUCUGGUUUUUUUCAUAGCUGCAUGUUCUAUUGUUUCAUGUGAAUUUCGCUCUGAACAUAUUGUCAUCAGGCCAUAAUUUCAUCAAUUUUCAAAUCUUCUAGUGUCUUGACCUUCAAAAUAUAUGCAUGACCUCCUAUUUGCAUAGGAAUUGCAGCUAAACUAGCCAAUAUUUUUCUUUAAAAUCACUGAUAAGCAACAGGGAAUUAGUGUCGCAGGAUUAGUAACUUCAAAAGUUCAUGACCAGUCAACAAUAUUGUGCAUUUAUCUAGAAGUUGGGUCCAGUAGCCACGUAAGUAGGUACCAUGAGAAACUUUAGAAUAAACCAAUCAAAAGUUCGAAUUUAUCAAUAAUGAACAGUUUUUAAAGAAGGUCAGUGUACUUCAGAGCCUUUGAUCUCGCAUACCUAUUUAAAGGCAUUAUAAAACAGCUGAUAGGCCAAGGUAAUUACCGUAACAAUACUGAGCCGAAGUUGUUCAACAAAUUAUCAAUUCUUCAAUGAAAACUAUGUAAUAUCUAUCCUUUGUAACUAGUUGUUUCUGUAAUUUUUCUAGAGAAUACUACAUCAGAAAUAAUGACUUUUUUUUUAAAAAAAAAAAAAAAAAAAAUUAUGUUCCGUUUUAUUGUCAUUGUGAAAUUAUGUUUUGUAACGCAGCUCAAUUUUUGAGAAGAAUAAUUUUUAUUCAAAAUAAAACAUGUUGUAACUUCCUUGUCUCUUUUCACUUCUGUGAGAGAACGAGAAUGGAACCAGAUAUUAGUAUAAUGCAUGACAUUUUUGUCGUAAGAUUUCGCAAGAAGCCCAUAGAACACAGAACUCAUGAUUAGAAUGUUUUCCUUUAACAGCACUAUCUCACUCUUGAAAAAUUUUUACAAUACAUUUCACGUCAAGUUCAAAAUUCAGACAUCUCUUUAUUUGUAUGUAUAUUUGUGCAGUAUCUCAUUUACUUCUUUUGAUAUAUAAACUUGGGUUUUCUCGUUUAGUCUUUAA
Bemisia tabaci is the source of this 2244-nucleotide messenger RNA. It is a transcript of the gene EMC5, whose product is annotated as ER membrane protein complex subunit 5. The record is from RefSeq and is a predicted model, not a curated record. Gene Ontology annotation, cellular component: EMC complex; Golgi apparatus; early endosome. NCBI's taxonomy places the organism in Eukaryota, Metazoa, Arthropoda, Insecta, Hemiptera, Aleyrodidae.